AUACCGGGAGCAUUUUGGUUCAGGGCGACGGAAGUCGUAUGUGCAUUGGUAUUUUUGUACAUGUUUUGCGCAUGCACUGCGGUGGGCUGUGAGGGCAGACGUUAAUGUGUGCGCGCAGGUGGUGACCUAGACUUCCGUACAUGACUUCCUUCGGGGACCUCCUGUCAUGGAGCUCAAUGAGAAGAGCCAGGAUGGUUUUAGCCCAUGUUUGGGUCUCUCCACACACCAGGCCCUCUCACGCUUGCAGGAGGAGAUGUCAUCCGUUUUGGAAGCCCACCAAAGAAAUAGAAAAACGGCUGUGCUAUUGAAGGACUGGAGACGAAGCUUCUUGUACCAUGGGAACCGCUCGUCCUGCUUCCAUUGGCCAGGGGCCACACUUAUGUUUCUCGCAACCCUAAUCCUGUUUUGUUGCUAUGGCAGUCAGCCAGAUGGGAGUAAAGGAUCAGAAGUGGGUAAUGCAGCAUCAUUGUUUUUUCUGCUCCUCCUUGAUUUAUUCCUGAUGAGCCGAUUGGAGUUUCUCAAACAUCGAGAAGUAGAAGGGAGAGUACUGAAGAUCAUUACAGAGAUUAAAGAAGCUCUGAGCAGUGGGCAGGGACUGUUGUGGAGUGACAAUAUGUACCCGGAUCUCUAUAUGCCUACGGCUCAAUCGUGGUCACUACACUGGGUUUACAGAGAUGGGCAGCUGGUGAACCUCCCAGUUAGCUUGUUGGUAGAGGGUGAUGUCAUUGCACUAAGGCCAGGGCAGGAAUCGUUUGCAUCUCUGCGAGGCCUGAAGGAUGACGAGCACAUAGUACUUGAGCCAGGAGAUCUCUUUCCCCCUUUUUCUCCACCGCCUUCCCCCCAAGGUGAGGGUAAGAAGGGUCCUCAUGAACCACAGCAACCCCACUUGUUUCGUGUCCUGAAGACCCCUGUGAUGGAUAAUGUGAGGAACUGGCUGGAUCAGGCUCUUUCUCGCCCUGUGACUGCUCUGGAUAAUGAACGUUUUACAGUUCAGUCAGUAAUGUUGUUGCAUGUUGUCCCCAGCAUUGUGGUUACCUUCCUGAUCACCAAUGGUUUACGCUUUAUCUUCCACGCACCUGGUACUCCCCCAGGGCCCUAUGCCCUACUGCAGCUGCAGGUGAAUGCACUGUUACCGGUGCUACCUCUGCUGUUCCCUGUGAUGUGGAUUCUGGUCACUGCUUUGGGAGAGGCUCGUGUCCUUGCGCAAAUGAGCAAGAUUCCCCCAAGCGCCCUGGUGGCCAAAUUUUCAGAGGAUACCCUCAGCAGCUACACUGAGACCGUCUCUGCUCAGGAAAUGAUGCGCUGUGUGCUUUAUCAUUUCCUGCGUAUCCUCCGAGGGAACUGUGACAACUUAGCCUUUACCUCUAGCUUGCUGCACGGUCUCGGAUCUGUCACAGUGCUUUGCUGUGUGGAUAAGCUGGGCAUUCUCUCAUGGCCUAACCCUAGUCCAGAGACUGUUCUGUUCUUCAGUGGGAGGGUGGAUCAAGCCUCAGAUAGACCCGAGGAUGCCACAGAACAGAUGUCCUUGCGCUCCUAUGGUCAGAUGGAUCUGGAGGAUGAGCCACAGGAGAUGGUUGCUCUGCUUGGAGACACAGAUACGGUGCAGCUGGUGAAUGAACAAGACAAUAGUGAUCGAAACGAUGACCCCACAAAACCUCCAGACACCCAGCGCAGGCCACCAAGCCGCAGUAAACAUGCCUCAGGGUCCAAUGUGAGCUUUAGUCAGGACACUGGAGGUCAGGCAAACAGCGAAGAAGACGAUUAUGUGUGCGACUGUCACUUAGAGAUGUUGCGUCUGUCACAAGAUCAGCAAAACCCACAGAGUAUCCAGUUUGAUGAGUCUAAUUGGCAGCUUCACCUUAGCUCCCUAAAACCGCUGGGACUCAACGUACUGCUGAACCUCUGUAACCCAGGAGUGACUGCCACGCUAUGCCGUUUUUCUGACCACUUGCAGCACAUUGCCCUUCAGGAAAGCAACUGCUCUGUGCUUCCAGGACAUAUCCCUUGGGGUCUAUGUGACUUCUCCCGACUGAUUGGAUUCACCCCUGGGGCCAAGGAAUUGUUUAAGUUGCAGAAUCAUGUAUCUAUCUAUCACCUCCCUAGUGAAGAUACAUCUAAGGAGACUCUACUCUCAAAGCUUCCAACCACUACCAAACGAAGACCCCCACUUAGUCAGAUGAUCAGCCUCUUUGUCAGAGAUAUCACAACAAACACAGAGCAGAUGCUGUCUCACGGAGCAGCUGACAUUAUUUUAGAGGCUUGCACAGAUUUCUGGGAUGGCGCAGACAUCUUCCCACUAGCUGGGUCUGACAGGAAGAAGGUGUUAGAUUUCUAUCAACGAGCCUGUCUGUCCGGUUACUGCUCUGCUUUCUCCUACAAACCCAUGCACUACUCCCUGUCCCCGCAACUCCAUGGGAAGUGCAUAGAGAUGUCUCAUACACCAGGGCAGGGUGCUAAUCCAACAAUCUGUGAAGUGAAUGGAAGCACCACUCUGAAGGCCACCUGCCGACAUGACAGCUGGAGCUCUGAUGAAGGUAUUGGGGAAGUGAUGGAAGAUUUAACCCAAGCUCUGAGCGGUCAGAUCUUCAUGGGGAUGGUGUCUUCACAGUACCAGGCUCGUCUGGACAUUGUGCGUCUUAUUGACGGGUUGGUGAAUGCCUGCAUUCGAUUUGUGUACUUUUCCAUGGAGGAUGAGUUAAGGAGCAAGGUCUUUGCAGAAAAGAUGGGUCUGGAAACCGGAUGGAACUGUCACAUAUCGCUGACACCCAACGGAGAUGGUCCUGGGUCAGAGAUUCCUCCUUCCAGCCCAAGCCAUGCUGGUUCUCUACGAGACGAUUUGCAACAAACUUCUCGAGAGGAUGCAGAAGGACUACUGCUGAUGGAUGAAGAGGGUCAUUCGGAUAUGAUUAGUUUCCAUCCCACAGACAGUGAUGUUCCCAGCUUCCUGGAAGACUCAAAUCGGGCAAAACUUCCCAGGGGUAUCCACCAAGUUAGGCCUCACCUGCAGAACAUCGAUAAUGUUCCACUGCUAGUUCCGCUCUUUACGGAUUGCACUCCUGACACUAUGUGUGAAAUGAUUCAGAUCAUGCAGGAAUAUGGGGAGGUGACCUGCUGUAUAGGGAGCUCUGCGAGUAUCAGGAACAGCGGUCUGUACUUACAGAGCGACAUCAGUCUCUCUUUAGAUCCCUUGUAUCCGUCUCGCUGUUCCUGGGAGACAUUUGGUUACAUGACGGGUCCCCUGAGGACAACUGCGCAGGAGCAGCUGUCGCCCCUGCAGCUUUCAGCAGCUUUUAACAGCCUGCCCUGUGCCAUGUCCUUUCGGCAGGAAGAGAGCGUGGGCAUCAUCAGACUUAUUGAACAGGCUCGUCACUCUACUUACUGUAUCAGGAAAUCCUUUCUGUUCUUGCUCCAGUGUCAGCUGAGCCUCGUCAUUGUCCAGUUUCUGGCCUGCGUGCUCCAACUGCCGCCCUUCCUCAGCACUACAGAUAUCUUGUGGCUCUCCUGCUUCUCGUACCCGCUGCUCAGCGUGUCUCUUCUAGGCAAAGCACCCGAUAACGCCAUAAUGACAGUAGCUACUGGAAAAAACCUGCAGUCUAUACCGAAAAAGACGCAGCAUUACUUCCUACUGUGCUUCCUCGUCAAGUUCCUCCCUUCCUGCACCUGCUGCCUGGCCUGCUUUUGGUUUUCACUGCAGAGAUUUUGCGAGAUUUCUGCUCAGAGCAAUUUCACUAACUGUUCUGGAAUUAUGGUUUAUAGUGACUCAGAUGGAGCACCAGAAUGGUUUGGCUUUCUUUCCAACGCUUUACUCUUAUCGCAGAAACUCUCUGCUUGUCUCAUAGUCAUUCACACGGUUUUUAUCUCCAUCAGUCAUGUCCAUCGUUCAAAGCCUUUGUGGAAGAGAAGCCCGUUCAACAACAGUUGGUGGAGCUUGACGGUCCCUGUACUGGUUCUGGCGCAAGCGUUGCAGACAUCUCUGGACCUGCAGCUCUGGACAAACUCUAACUCGCCUCUGAAAUUUCACUUAAGUGAUGUCCCCUUGGUGACGUGGCUUCUGGGGCUAUUGUCCCUUCUAAUUGUCCUUAUUAUCAAUGAGAUAGUCAAGCUGCAUGAGAUCAGAGUGCGAGUCCGAUACCAAAAGCGGCAGAAGUUACAGUUUGAAACCAAACUUGGUAUGAACUCUCCAUUCUGAUCUAGACACAAAGGAAGUGUUGUACCCGUCCUUACGUCUGUCCAGCCUCCGCUAAGGGGGGGGAGGCAGAGAGCUGGCUCUGUGUGAGAUCACGCUGCUGACACAGUCACCCUAAAAACAGCUUUCACCACCUGUGCCUCUGCAGUCGGAGAAGCCCCUUCCUGGUUAUCCUUUACUCAAAUCCCUCCUCUAGGCAGUAACGGAGGAGGCUGCAUGUACGCACACAUGCAUGGUUUAGCAAACAUUUACUGAGCAGCUUCAGCCAGUAGUGCAAAGCUGUGUUGAUUCGGUUUGUGUUUCGCAGGGUUCUACGCAUGGCUUACCACGAGGAGGUCUGCAGUUUUUUUUGUACCACUGUAUUGUGCCACCCUCUACAGCACUGAGCUGUGCGUGCAGCAUGAAGAGAGAAUGUGCUUUUUUUAAUGAUGUAUAUUUUCUAUAAAAAAAAGAAAAGUUUGUUGGCAACUAUGAUUUGUAUUAAAAUCUGUAAAUAAAAUGUAUAAUAUGUGA
Bombina bombina (fire-bellied toad) is the source of this 4699-nucleotide messenger RNA. It is a transcript of the gene TMEM94, whose product is annotated as transmembrane protein 94. Bases 167 to 4189 code for a protein of 1340 amino acids. The record is from RefSeq and is a predicted model, not a curated record. The transcript is spliced from 32 exons. NCBI's taxonomy places the organism in Eukaryota, Metazoa, Chordata, Amphibia, Anura, Bombinatoridae.